AAACCAUACCCUUCACAGCGGCACAUACCUAUAUAGCCCAUAUAUGGCAGUGCCCCCUCCCCUGGGUAAUCAAUAAGAAUCAAAUAUAUUAGUCACAAGAUUUGGACCACUGAUCAAUUUGUAAUUGCUUAUUUAUGUGAGGCUGAAGGAUCAAUGUUACUUUCCCCAGGAAACACAGUUAGGAAGAGACUCUUUAUUGAUUUUAUUCUUGAAGUUUUAAGACAACAGGACAACAGGAACAAUGAUAGAAAAGUGCAUUCUUGUGACUGGUGGUGCAGGGUAUAUUGGAUCACACACUGUUGUGGAGCUCAUCAAUGCUGGAUAUGAUGUUGUUAUAAUUGACAACUUUGUGAAUGCAUUUACUGAGAGCUUAAAGAGAGUGGAGGAGAUUACUGGAAAAAAGCUUGUUUAUUAUUCUGUUGAUUUAUUGGACAGAGAUGCCUUAAAGGAUGUGUUCAGUAAACACGAAUUUUAUGCAGUUGUUCACCUUGCUGCCCUAAAGGCAGUUGGGGAGUCUGUUGCAAUGCCACUGCAGUAUUACCACAACAAUAUUACAGGUUCCAUUAAUUUACUACAGUGCAUGAAGGAACAUGGUGUUUGGAAUUUUGUCUUCUCUUCUUCAGCUACAGUUUAUGGCUUGCCAAACUGCCUCCCUAUUAGUGAGGAUCACCCAGUGGGCAAUGGUAUAACAAACCCUUAUGGAAGAUCAAAGUUCUUUAUUGAACAAAUAGUACAAGAUUUGUGCAAAGCAGAAAAGAAUAUGAAGGUUGUGAUGUUAAGAUACUUUAAUCCUGUUGGAGCUCACAAAUCAGGCAGAAUUGGUGAAGACCCUCAGGGUAUUCCUAAUAAUUUAAUGCCAUAUAUACUUCAAGUAGCGGUGGGCAGAAGACCUCAUCUGAAUGUGUUUGGUGAUGAUUACAACACUUCUGAUGGAACAGGUGUGCGAGACUAUAUCCAUGUGGUGGACUUAGCUGCCGGACAUGUUGUCGCACUUAAAAAAUUUGAUGAAAAUUGUGGUUGUCAGAUCUACAACCUUGGUACAGGAAGAGGAUAUUCUGUACUUGAAAUGGUAAAAGCUGUUGAAAAGGCAUCAGGAAAACCAGUACCAUACAAGAUUGCUCCACGCCGUGAAGGUGAUGUAGAUGCAGUGUACUCUGAUGCUUCCUUUGCUGAGAAAGAACUUGGCUGGAAAGCAACUCGAGGACUGGAGGAAAUGUGUGAAGAUGCGUGGAGAUGGCAGUUACAGAACCCUCAGGGAUUCAAUACAGAAAACAAAUAAGCAAAUUAACUUUAGUUAUUAAUAUCAGAAGCACAGGGUUAUGUUUCUGUUAAUAUUCAUAGUGGGCAUUAUGGUAGAAGAGUUGAAAUACCUCACCUCCUAUGUCAGGUCCUUUUUAGGUGGCCAACAAUAUUUUCCAGCUCUUUCUGUCACUUAUACUUUGAUGAAUCAAUGCUACAUUCUGAGGGGGUUCAGAGCCACCUUAAAUGCUUGAAAAUUUGAGGUGGCUCUGAAUCCCCUUCUUAGAAUUAUGUUAAACUUCACAAAAUGUUACAUCUUAUCAAGCUUACCAAAAAUUUGAUAAUGAUACAUGGGGGUCACUGAGUUAUGGAGUUAUAUAAGCACUUAAAUGUGAAAUUAAGGGUUCUUUUAAUGAGUUGUACUGUUGCUGCUAGAAUCUUUUAUGCUAGAAAGAUUACCAUUAUUAGUUCACCAAUGUCUGGGCAUUUAUUUGAUAUCAUUAUUCUAGCAUGACUGAUAAACAGUUGCAGCACUGAUCCAUCAAAGUACAUGCAUAGCUGUUGGAAAAGUGUGGGGAACUGUUGCCAGCCACCUUAACAUGGCUGACCAGGCCUCAAAGGAAAAGUUUUAUAAGAAAUCAGCUUAUUAGCUCUGAAGAAAUAAUUUGUUUCAAUUGAAGAACUUAAGGUUAGAACUCUAGAUGUAUUUUGACAAAACAAAGCUGAGAAUUUCAUAUGAACUAUUUUGAAAACAGCUCACCAAUAAAUUGUUGAUUGCUGAAAUUAAGUGUUUCCUUAACUAGAAUUUGAAGGGAAUAGUUUUGACAGAAAAUGAAUCUUACUGGUGGAGUAACACAAUAAUCCAUUCAUGUUGUAGUUAGUGGGGGAGGAAUUUAUUUUAUGACUUUCAAUAUAGUAAUAUAUCAUUUGCAGUCAAGUCAAGAAAGGGUCUUUUCUUGGGGAUACAAUAGUUUGAGUAUUGCACAUGCAAUGCGCAGAUGUCACAAUAUUAUUACACUUCCUGAAUAUGGUCAAUAAAAUUGAAUAAUUUGUAUUUUGUCCUUA
Molecule: messenger RNA, 2304 nt
Organism: Orbicella faveolata
Lineage: Eukaryota; Metazoa; Cnidaria; Anthozoa; Scleractinia; Merulinidae
Product: UDP-glucose 4-epimerase-like
Biological process (GO): beta-D-galactose catabolic process via UDP-galactose, Leloir pathway
Cellular component (GO): cytosol
Molecular function (GO): UDP-glucose 4-epimerase activity
Source: RefSeq, a predicted model, not a curated record